AUGUCUACGAUCAUGUCGGACAAUGAUGGCUUUCCUGAUACAGUCCGUCGUGAUGGCUUUACCUCCGACCAUGGCAUUUUCCGAACAGAGGUCGGCAACCUGAUCGCAGUUGCACCUGGUCAAUUUAAGAAGCUGUUUUUACCAAGGACCACUUCUGCAGGCAAGAAAGCAUUAGAGAACCCCGACUUUGUCCGUGCUCAACUCACACAUUAUGGUGUUGAGUUUGAGGAGAGUGAUAUUUCUGGCAACGGACUUGAGCUGCUGAAAACUUUUAUGAAAGCUGGGAUGCUCAACAAAAUCCCCGCACAUAUUCUCCAGCUACAAGCCGACAUGCACCAAGAGUGGAUCAACACAUGCACUAUCGAACAACUAGGCACGGAGCCACGCUGGUUACUUGAGAGGUAUUUCUUGUCUAAUGGUGUGCCCGACCAUACCAAAACAAGAACCCUUCUUGCAGUACCUUUUCCAAAAUCAUCGCGACGCCUCCCUCGCCUCCUGGAAGAAGCCGCGGGAAAUGUCUCAGGAUUACAUGCAAUGCAGAGCUCGGGAUUCGUCACACGAACGGUUUUCAUAGCUUGGGAUGAGACAGUCGUCAAGGUAGCAGUUCAAAAGCACUACCAUGAGGAGUAUGUAGCUCAUCGAAACGAGCACGAGCUCCCAAACCUGGCACCGAACAGAGACAAGGAACAACAGAAAGCUCAUCGAGAUUACCUUGAUAGCAUUGGCCUGAAGACAAACGGCUUUACCCCGGUCGGCAGCUAUGUUGUCAGAAUUGAACUGAUUGAGGCGGUAGUGAAGUACCAAGAAGAACAAUUCAUCAUUGACAUUUACGAAACCAACACAUCUGGUCUUUAUCAGGCUGACUUUGAUUUCCAAAUGUUCAAAGGAAUUAUGAUGAUGAGCUCCGAUGAGCGUGCUCUGGAGGAAUUUGAGGAUCAAAUCAGUCCUGGUCAUAGUUCAGUGGAUGAGCAGGGCACCACCAUUCCAGCAAAUGAAUUGGAGGAGAGCUCUACAUGGGGAGCAAAGAAGAAGCCUCCAGCAGAAGGGGUCCAGCAGGGGCAGAAGCAAACGAUGGCCACCAAACAGCUUCAUCUCAGGUAUCUCUUCAAACACAGAUGCUACGAGUCGUUCAAAGAACGACUCUUCUUCAUCCCACGACCCGGAAUCAUUCAAUUUGAUGAUGAAAGAUUCCUCACCUUCACAGGCCAGAUGGUGCCCCACUUCUCUGUCAAGGAAAUCAUUUUCACUGGGUACAAGAUGAGUGACAAGCCUCCGCCUACAAUGAACGACUGGGAUGAUUUCGAAGGGGAAGAAGGAGAGAGGGAACCACCUUCAUCCCACAGAAAGAUUUUCUCAAAGAUGGGGUACGAAUGA
This is a messenger RNA of Penicillium malachiteum, 1374 nucleotides long. RefSeq lists its product as uncharacterized. The coding region runs from base 1 to 1374 and encodes 457 amino acids. NCBI's taxonomy places the organism in Eukaryota, Fungi, Ascomycota, Eurotiomycetes, Eurotiales, Aspergillaceae. The transcript has a single exon. The record is from RefSeq and is a predicted model, not a curated record.